AGUCCCCAACACAGACGGCAGCGAGCGACCACCACAGAGACAGCCGGCACAGUCCCCUGGACCUGCCACCGACCCGACAGACCCUCAGCCAAGCCCAUAGACGAGGACCGAGCCCAGAGAGACCGGGACAGACCGAGAGGUGAUUUCAAAAAAGGACAGAGAGGAACGCCGGAUCCUUCUACGGAAAGACAAGAGAGACAGCAGUGAGAAUGCAGGUGUGUACCAUUGUGGAGAAGAGUGCCGGGGCCGUGGUGGCAGCAGAGCUGGCCUGCAGCUUACGGGAGGAGAACAAGACUCAGAGGGAAAGCUACAUGGCAGACUGGCACAGCGUCACCCUCAAGACCCGGCCACAGGACAGGCAGACCAUGAACAUGAACGACGACUCUCGUCGCGAGACUCUGUCUCGGCAGUGGGAGGCUCGCUCCCUGCUCCAGACCUGCCCGUCUGGGGUGUACAGAGUGGGCACAGUGGAGAGGGGGGUGAGGGAACACCAGCUCCUCCCCAAGAGGAACACCCUGCCUCUGCCCAUCUUCACCCCGGCAGAGCUGGGCAUCCGGCUGGGCCGCGGAGCACCCCACACCCUGGAGGACCUCCGCCCCUUCCACACUCCAGAUGGAGCCUGCCCCAACAAGAGGGCCGUGGACGAGAUCACCAAGGCCCUUCCUCCAGUCAAGCCAUUCAGGAUGGAGUUCGCCAAAGCUCCCAAAGCCCUGGGCCGAUCCAUCUCCCAGGAGAUCCAGAGAGGGUGAAGACGACCCACAGGAGGAAGAGACAGAAGGAGGGGAAGUUAGGGAGAGAAGUGUACAGAGAAGAGAAGGAUGAGCAGCAUGCAAGGAAAAUGGAGGGACCGAGAAAAGCAGGGAGAAGCGUAUUUAGAUGAAUAUCCUUUAGUGUCAUCCUGUAGUUCUUUAGAUACCUGACAGUGUAUACCUUUCCCUUACAUCAGGGAAACGGCAAAUGUCACAUGCUUA
Molecule: messenger RNA, 971 nt
Organism: Osmerus eperlanus (European smelt)
Lineage: Eukaryota; Metazoa; Chordata; Actinopteri; Osmeriformes; Osmeridae
Gene: tcap
Product: titin-cap (telethonin)
Exons: 2
Coding region: 210-749 (179 amino acids)
Biological process (GO): detection of muscle stretch; cardiac muscle contraction; skeletal muscle myosin thick filament assembly
Cellular component (GO): Z disc
Molecular function (GO): protein-macromolecule adaptor activity; titin binding; titin Z domain binding
Source: RefSeq, a predicted model, not a curated record